AAGUAUAACAGCCACGGGACACGAGUGGAAGCGAAAAUCUCUGCACCUGCCAAGCGGUGUAGCCUACUCGCUCUGCUGUUCCUUGAACGGAAAGACGGUGACGGGAGAUGUAUAUGUUUGACAGGAUCUGGCCUAGACUCGCAUCCAGGUAGCUUCAGCUGACAGUGCAUCACAUGUUUUUUUAAAUCUCGUCGAUUUUUUUUUUUCUUUAACACAUUUUUUGGUGCCUGUUGCUAUUUCCUACAAGGACUGUGGCUACAUGUUUUAAUCAGAAAUUGAAUAAAGACUGUCCCUCGGACUUUUAACAAAAAAUGACGAUUGGAUAGCAUUGACACGUUUUUAUGCUCAGCAUUGCAUGUUCUGAGGAUGGAACAGUGCUUUCGAAACGCAAUUGUGCUAAAACACGUUUAAAAUGCCCUAAACUAUUCACUGCUAUUGCGAUUAUAUAUCGUUUUGUGCCGUAUUCAGAAUAGCCACAGACCCAUUUGCUUUAAGGUGCCUGCUCUCCGCAAUGAGUCGGCAUGUCCAUCUGGCUGAAUAUGAAUCAUUCAGUCUUUUCUAAAAGACCAGCGCUCUGUGCGUAAACAUGGAGUUUCUGAUAUAACACGGAUUAUGUUUGGAAUGACCAGAAAAAAUCUCUAAAUGAUCUACAUUGGGUUUUUGCUCCAUAUUUCACAUUGAAUAUAAUUUUAAUAUAUAUCGGUGUUGUGCGCUGCUUUUUUGGUUUAGUGAUAUAACAGCAACUACUUAGUAGUGAAUCCUGUACAAAAUGAUCAAGAUGAUACUGUUUCGUAAAUUUCGAGUUUUGAUACUCAUGGUGUUUUUGGUGGCGUGCACCAUGCACAUUAUGAUAGACUUGCUCCCAAAACUAGAAAAGCGAGCGGCGGGACCGGAAACCGGCAACGGUGGCUGCCAGUGCACUCACAACCCGAGCGAGGAGGCCGGGAGCUGGGGGAAGCAACGCGCUAGGUCGGUGGCGGAACCGGGCUGGCCUAACAAACACACGCUGAGAAUCCUGCAAGAUUUUAGCAACGAGCCGAGCUCAAACCUCACGUCCCAUUCCCUGGAAAAAAUCCCUGCCGCUGGGGAGAGAGGGGAGUCUUUCAAACGAAUGAAACAGUACGACGGGGCAGCGGAUAACCAGAAGCCGCUCAUCAGAGACGCCAGCCGGGGUAAGACCGUUGCUGCGCCCGGUAUCUUCCGGCUGCCGGCUCUGUUCGAGCAUCCUUUAUACAAGACGGACCUGCCGACCCUCACAGACGACGACACCUUGUUCAACGUCAAUACUGACAUCAGGUUCUAUCCGAAAGCAGCGGGGAAUCAAGAAUGGCACAAUGAAGCUAACGUGGAAGAGGAGGAGUACCCCCCUACAGGGGAGGUGACAGCCGAGUCCUACCCCAACUGGCUUCGCUUCCACAUCGGUAUCAACCGCUACGAACUCUACUCCAGACACAACCCUGUCCUGGACUCCCUGCUCAAGGAUCUGGUCACCCAGAGGAUCACCAGUGUCGUCAUGAAGUCAGGAGGAACUCAACUGAAGCUCAUCAUGACCUUCCAUAACUACGGACAGGCGCUGUUCAAGCCCAUGAAGCAGACCAGGGAACAGGAGACGCCCCCGGACUUCUUCUACUUCUCUGACCUGGAGAGACACAACGCUGAGAUCGCUGCCUUUCAUCUGGACAGGAUCCUAGACUUCCGGAGAGUGCCCCCGGUGGCGGGAAGACUGGUCAACAUGACCAGGGAGAUACGGGAUGUGACCAGGGACAAAAAGCUCUGGAGGACUUUCUUCAUCUCCCCAGCCAAUAACAUUUGUUUCUAUGGCGAGUGCUCCUACUAUUGCUCUACUGAGCAUGCUCUGUGUGGGAAGCCGGACCAGAUCGAGGGUUCUCUGGCUGCCUUCCUGCCAGACCUGGCCCUGGCCAAACGCAAGACCUGGAGGAACCCUUGGAGACGAUCCUACCACAAACGCAAGAAAGCAGAGUGGGAGGUGGACCCAGACUACUGUGACGAGGUGAAGCAGACUCCUCCCUAUGACCGUGGUUCUCGUCUGCUGGACAUCAUGGACAUGACCAUCUUUGACUUCCUCAUGGGUAACAUGGACCGGCACCAUUACGAGACUUUUGAGAAGUUUGGAAACGAGACCUUCAUCAUCCAUCUGGACAACGGAAGAGGGUUUGGGAAACACUCCCACGACGAGCUCUCCAUCCUGGUGCCUCUGAGCCAGUGCUGCAGAGUGAGGAAGUCGACCCACUUGCGUCUGCAGCUGCUCGCCAAGGAGGAGUACCAGCUGAGCCGUCUGAUGGAGGAGUCCCUGCUGCGUGACCGCCUCCACCCCGUCCUCAUCCAGCCCCACCUGGAGGCCAUGGACCGGAGGCUGCGCCUGGUGCUCCAGGUCCUGGCUGUCUGCGUGGAGAAGGAGGGCUACAGUAACGUGGUGGAGGUGGACGACCACCACUGGGCUAGAGAAGCCAGAGGGGGCAGGGACACAGCCACCCAUAGGAACCCAGGGCACAGGUAGUAAGGCCUGGCUAGGAAGAGAGGGAGAUGGGGGGUGGAGGGGUGGUACCGCUGCUUCUCCCGCUUCUCCCAAUCCUGGACCUCCAAAGAAACUACCGUUGAUGGUGAACCAACCAUGGGUGUCUGGUCUCACGGAGAGACUGACUGGAUCCUGUGACUGUGCGAGAGCCGCCAUUUUGAAUUCAGUGAAUUCCGAGACUUGCCGCCAAUGCCUCUAUGGAACCUCCUAUGUACGUGUAUUUAUAUAUAGGUACUGUUGGUCCACAGAUAUAGCAGUGAGCUGAGGAGAGAAGAGGCCUGGUCUUUGCUAAGUACCGAUGUUUUAUUACUUCUCUUGGACAUGAUAAAUAGGGACCAUUUUGAUUUGACUUUGUUGGUUUUAUUAUUUUAUGUUUUUUGGGUUGUUUGAAUGCGAAGGCUAUCAUUGUUUGCUCGGGUUAGCGCUAAGCUAGCUACAGUAUAUUUGUGUUACACAACCAAAUGAGAUUUUACUUUAACAAGUUAAAAUGUGGUUUGAGCUUUAUUUAUGCACAGUAACUGGAGGAAUGGAAUAUAAGGUUUAUAGAGCUUUAAUUUUAGAGGGAGUGUAUGAAAAGAAUAUAGUAUAUUAUUUAUGAUAAAUGUCAGUGUGACUGUUAUUUAUCAGUUGUCUCCAUUUUCAACCCAUCACUAUCUAUGACUAUGCUAUAUGCCUCCAUUACUAUGAGACAUUAUACCAGAGGCUGUUUACAGUACAGAAAUGACCUGCUAUUUACUAAGAAAUUACAUGGUAAAAUGGUAAUUGUACAGUAAUACCCCAUUAAUUACUACAUAAAGUACUCAUUUGGUACUUUGGGAUUCAAACAAGCAUUUAUAUACACACCGUUUUGAUCCAGGUAGUUCCCAGUUGUGGUGAAUUUGAAGCAUAAAGUAUAGUGAAGCCCCAGCUAGUACUCAGUGAUGCCACAUCGUUUCCUAAUAAGUACCACCUAAAUACCCGUUGAGUCAGUACACCAUUAAAGAAAGUGCUACCGGUUUCCUUUUCAAUAAAGCUUUCAGAUCAACUUAAAUUCAGUGUUCAAAGCCUGGAUGGAAGCAGCUCUCUUAAACAAGGGCUCUUAGAGAAGCACCUCUCAGCAGCCCAGAAGUUGACUAGUGUUGAGUGCCCUUGCCCUCGUCCAUUAAUAUUAGAUAUCAUUCAAUCUUUCCAUUUCUUGGCACUUAAGAUAAUUGCUGACCCAUUUAUUCAGAAAUUCUGCCUUUUUGACCGAGGAACUUCUAAAUCAAUGCUUUGCUGGAAUGGCUGGAAUGAAAACAUGCUGCGUGGUUUACUAGGACAUGUUUGUCAAGGACAUGAGAAUAGCCUUUACAGGAAGUUGUGAUAGAUGAUGACAGUGUGACCGACAUGGCUGAAAUGUUUGGUUUUGCUUAGAUCUCACGUCAGCUGAGCCUCUCUGUUCUGCUCUCAACAUGGCAGUCCUGGUUUACAGGAUGUGGAGACAAAGGGUACCUCCCAAAUGACAUCCUAUCCCCAUAGUGCUCUGGUCAAAAGUAGUGCACUAUAUAUGGAAUAGGGUGCCAUUUGGGAUUCAUCCAAAUAAUAAUAAUACACGAGUAUGUAAAUACUGCCAUGAGAGAAUAUCAAUCUGACGCUAUUCAUUUAAUUGGCCUUGGGGGGUCUUGGUAAAAAUCCCCAUAUAUCUUCAUAUCAUGUAACAAAUGAGUGCUUUUUGUUGUUUUUCCCCCAAAAUACAUUAUCUCUUUGCUUUAUCCCCACGUGAGAUUAUUUUAUUACCAACAAUUUCUCACCAGUUUUGCUCACACUUCACGCAACCUCAAGUUGACGAAAUUAUUAUUUUGGAGAUGGAAAUAGUCUAGUCUCUAUCCAUGUGGCUGUAAAGAUAGGUUGGAACAGUGAUUACAGUGUAUACCAGUAUACGAGUCAGAUGCACUACCCCGUUGUCAUGUCAUUCAUCGUUUAUACCAACUCAAGUUACCAUUACAACACCAAACAAAUGUCAAAUGCAGUUUUCUGUUACAAUCCAGGCUGCACAGUAAUGCACAAUGUGCCUGUUGUAUUGUUCAACGCUUUUCCAAAUGAAAAUAGGAUUUGUCAUAACAUUUAGAAAUGGAUGAGGAAAUAAGGGGUAUGUUCUAAGGCUUUUCUUUUUUUGAAACAUUUCUCUUUAUGUUUUGGUACUAAUUAUGUUUUGGUACUAUUUAAUGUUAUGUCCAUUUUAUGAUCUGAAAAGCUGUCUUUGAUUGCUGGAAGCGUUGAGCUCAAUAGAGGCAUUGUAUAUUCCACCAAUAGCCCCUAGAAUCUGGCUACGUAUGGCUAACCUGGUGCCUGUGCAAUGUUGGGUAUACUUGAAUGUUUCGGGUGGCCAUACGACCAGGACUACAACUACAUAGAGUUCACACUACAGCCUGUGUGACCUGGAUCCUCAGACUAAGUUGGAAGAGUUAACCUUAUACAUUUACGUUUGAGUCAUUUAGCAGACGCUCUUAUCCAGCGUGACUUACAGUAGUGAGUACAUACAUGUUUGCAUACUUUUUUGUACUGGUCCUCCGUGGGAAUCGAACCCACAACCCUGGAGAUGCUCUACCAACUCAGCCUUCUCCUCCCUUCAUACAGCAGCAGUUAAAGGGUUAACUCGGCCCUGGGCGUUGUACUUGCGAUUUUCAUAUUGUCACUGUAAAUAUCUAUAAAUAUAUUGGAAGACCUAAGAGGCUGCAGUGCUGCAGCGAUACGCUUCUGUUCUGUUUUCUCCUAUUGCAUUGUUGCUGUGAACAUCUGUUAGCUAAAUGAUAAAGGUGUGCAAUAAAAAA
Molecule: messenger RNA, 5325 nt
Organism: Salvelinus namaycush (lake trout)
Lineage: Eukaryota; Metazoa; Chordata; Actinopteri; Salmoniformes; Salmonidae
Product: extracellular serine/threonine protein kinase FAM20C-like
Exons: 10
Coding region: 770-2518 (582 amino acids)
Biological process (GO): protein phosphorylation
Cellular component (GO): Golgi apparatus
Molecular function (GO): protein serine/threonine kinase activity
Source: RefSeq, a predicted model, not a curated record